Messenger RNA from Didymella exigua CBS 183.55, 2863 nucleotides. RefSeq lists its product as uncharacterized. The transcript has 2 exons. NCBI's taxonomy places the organism in Eukaryota, Fungi, Ascomycota, Dothideomycetes, Pleosporales, Didymellaceae. Bases 220 to 2556 code for a protein of 778 amino acids. Gene Ontology annotation, cellular component: cytoplasm. The record is from RefSeq and is a predicted model, not a curated record.
GACGAAUACUGAAGCUUGAAGGAUGCCGGGUCAAGCGAAUUGCGGAGGUUCGCCGCAGCUGAUGUCAUCUAUCGUUAUCUUCACGUGAGAUAGAGCUCGAAACGUGGCAGCUUGCUCCAACACCAACGAGAACUAUUGCAGACCGCGACGAGCCCUUUCACUAUUACAGACAGCAAUGAUAAUUACUUCUUGAGCUCCUUGACAUCGAGUCAACACACCAUGGGCCGCCUUCAGCUCUAUGUAACGGGCUCGGCCGUUAUGGCCAACGUCGUACUCGCGCGCGCAUACUACGAGCGCCCAAACUUCUACUCUGCCGCUGUCUACAUUUCGCAGAGCACCGGCUCUCUCAUGUUCCUGGUCAACUUGAUGCUCAUUGUCGCAACAAGCUUCGGAUAUGGACUUCAGCGCCUCUUCUAUGGACCACUUCGCCCAAUUGAAACCGAGCAGCUGUACGACAAGGCAUGGUUUGCUGUCAGCGAGACACUGUUGGCGAUGACCAUCUUCAGGGAUGAUAUCGGGCUGUGGUUCUUCACUAUGUUCCUUUGCCUCCUCGCUGGCAAGGUAUGGCAGUGGAUUGGGGAGGGGAGGGUCGAGUUCCUCGAGCAGCAGCCACCAGCCAAUCCACGACUCUUUCACACCCGGCUCGCCAGCUCUCUUCUCCUUUCCGUGUUCUUCGACGUCUAUAUGACGCAAUACUGCGUGUCCUCGAUCCUCUCAGCAGCUCGACCGGGCGUUAUGGUCAUGUUCGGCUUCGAAUAUGUUCUCCUCGCAAUCGCAUCGAUAUCGACUCUUAUACGCUACAUUCUGUCACUAGUCGAGAUUGUCAUCACACAACGUCAAGAGAGAGCGACAGACGAGGCUCAGAGGAUCGCAAGGGAACAGGCUCGCCAACAAGCGGCGGCUGAGGGUGCAGAAGCUCCUGCUGAGGAAGAGGACGAAGCCGAUGAGAUUGACGUGCCUGGAUGGGAAGAGAAGGGCCGCUGGAUUUUCUACUUGGAUCUGGCCACCGAUUUCGUGAAGGCCUCAGUCUACAUGGGAUUCUUCACGGUCCUUAUGACAUUCUACGGUAUCCCUAUUCACAUCAUGCGGGAUCUGUUCAUGUCUGUUCGCUCGCUGAUCAAGCGUAUCAACGACUUCAUCAAGUACCGCAACGCAACUCGCGAUAUGAAUACUCGCUACCCGGAUGCCACUGGAGACGAUCUGAGCCGCGAGAACAUUUGCAUUGUUUGCCGUGAGGAGAUGCGACCGUGGAACCCACCUGUUGCUGAAGGAGCGCAGCCGGGGCGCAGGAUGGACGAACGACAAAGGCCGAAGAAGCUGCCGUGUGGGCAUAUUCUGCAUUUCAGCUGCCUCAGAAGCUGGCUCGAACGACAACAAGUGUGCCCGACCUGUCGACGACCUGUACUAGGAGAGCCCACACCUCAACCUGCGCAACCCAACAACCAGGCAAAUCCAGCAGCAUUUAAUCAGCCAAAUCAUAAUCAGCCAAAUCAGCCGAACGCACAGGUUCAAGGGGGUCUUCGCGGUUUCUUGCCAGGAAAUGCGCAACAACCUCCUGCGAACCAAGCCCAACCUGGCGUACCAGCACCACAAGGUGCGCAACCGAACAGACCAAACGGCAACAUGCGCAUCUUCAACUUUGGGCCCUUUCGGCUUGCACUUGGAAACCUUCGUCUACCCGCAGAACAGGCAGGCAACGCCAACAACGUCAGAAAUGCCAUCGAUCAGCUGCGCCAACAGGCUGUUGUGGGGCAUGCACCUCAGAUGCCUACUCAGUUACCACAAGGUCAGUUUCCGACUCACCAGCCGUUACUCUCCAAUGCCGUACCUGCUGUACCAGCUGAUCAAAUGGGUGCGGCCCUUGCGCAACAACCCAUGGACAUCCGCUACGACAUCUUGCGCAUUCAGCAGCACAUAACACAACAGCUUCGUCAACUUAAUGUGCAGAACGAGCAGCUGGAGGUGACGUCCAGACUUCUUGUCGAGCUCAAUCGUCUGAAUACGUUAUCUGCGGUUGGUCAGCAAGCAGCCGGUGUCUCCCCUGUGGAUGCGUACAAUAUCAGCUCGUUCUCUCCACAAGCAUACUUUGCCAGAGACCAGGUCCUAAGACAGGGCGAUGCUGAAAUACCUGAGGGGUUGACUCUUCCAGAAGGAUGGACGUUGCGUCCUAUGGCAUUGGCAGCGCAGUCAGCCCAAACAAGCGCACCGGCUCCAUCGCCGCUGUCGUCGCUGUCGACGUCACAACCUGCAGCACCAGUGGCUGAUCCAGCGCCUGUGAUACUAGAAGCGCAACCAAUAGUGGCACAGCCACAAGCAGACUCAGCACCAGUGCAGCCUUCCCCAUCCGCAACACCGACACCUGCAGGUCCAACAUCGAGCUCAUCACCCAAGCCUGGCGCACCUAGCUCACUUGAAUCAAGUUGGAGCUUUGGUGACCUUCCUGAGCGGAAUGAGGCGGAAGGAUUGAGCUCCGCGGUUGCAGGAGGCAGCGCUGGCGGGCAGAACGUAACCAAGCCGGCAGUCACGGUGGAAGAUGCCGAAGACAACGAACAGUAGAUACAUGAACAUUGCAUUGCAUAGCGUGGCGUUUAGGUUUGGUAGCAACGAGUGAGCGAUGCGCCUCGGUAACAGAGUACAUAGAUACCCACACAUGGAAUCGUAAUAUGUACGCUCGGUCCUCCGAUUCGAUCCCCACGUGCUGCAAAACGAGGCACAUCUACCCAACCACCUCAACAUUCGCUGUUCGUAGAGUUUUUGAUGCGCAGUGCUGCAACUCUAUCUUCCUGUCCACUCAUGUACUUCCAGCCUCGCAGGAGCCCACUUUAUCGCAGCCCACUCGACAACUCUUGUCUGGUCUCACCGC